AUGUUAGAGCAGGUGGAUAGCAAUGAGGCUUCUCUGGAAGGAGAAGAUCAAGAAGCGUUUAAUCAAAUUGUCAGCGAAUUGGAGGCGAGGCCUCACUUAGCAUUCCCCCUUGCGCAAUGGAUGAUUCCAAACUUCACCUUUGCUCCUUCUGCAGCUGUCACUGGCAACGGCUCAAUUCGCUUCGUGGGUAACAUCCACCACCAAAACUCGCAGAAGGGCUACAGCUUCAUUCGGUCGAAAGGAGCAACCGAACAAUUUGGCAUGGAUGUGUUCCUUCAUUCAGCACAAAGGGGAAGUUUCCAACUAAAUGAUCAGGUAUGUUUCGCAGUAUUGCUGAACAAGGAUGGCAAACCUCAAGCUUUUGACUUGACUAAGCCAACCGAAGCGGACCUGAAACGGUGGAGCAAUGAUUCCGCCCCUGACACUCCAUCAGGCCCUGUUGAGGCUUGGGUUCCCGCCGGUGAAGUCUGGACACCCAAAGCAAGCUGGAACGCUCAGGAGCAGGCGGCUGCUUCGGGAGCAGAAAACAGAUAUACUGGCACGAUUUCAGAUUUCAAGCCUGGACUCUAUGGUUUCAUCAAAUGUGCCGAGCUUUUCGAGCAGACACAGCAAAACGUUUGGGUUCAUCACAAGCAGAUUCACAGCUUCGAAGUAGGCGAUACUGUGACAUUCACUGCUAUCACCAACAAGAACGGUCAACCGCAAGCUAUUGACCUAAAAAGUGCCAAAGGCCAUGUGGUACCAGCACGCCGACCAAUGCAGACAAGAUAUGUGCCUGCAGUUCCAAAGGCGGCAGGUGCAGAACACAAGACUGCAAGUCGUGAGAUUGGGGCACGAAAGCGACUGCAGCAAGAUCUCACUCCAGUUCAAGAUUCUGAUUUGGUUGGGAGUCGUCAUUGGGGAACCAUCACGGCUUGGAGGCCUGGAGGCAUGUAUGGCUUUCUCAAAUGUGAGAAGAUCUUUGCAGCUUUCGGGAAGGACUGCUGGGUGCAUCAUCAGCAGAUCGCUGGCUUUCGUGAAGGUGACUGGGUCAGCUUUACUUUGAUUCUCAACAAGGAUGGCAAUCCGCAGGCAGUCGACUUGAGUUCUACAGGCAAACGCGUUCGACAAUGA
Durusdinium trenchii is the source of this 1113-nucleotide messenger RNA. Lineage: Eukaryota; Dinophyceae; Suessiales; Symbiodiniaceae. The record is from the annotation of a GenBank genome assembly.